Molecule: messenger RNA, 1549 nt
Organism: Bipolaris maydis ATCC 48331
Lineage: Eukaryota; Fungi; Ascomycota; Dothideomycetes; Pleosporales; Pleosporaceae
Source: RefSeq, a predicted model, not a curated record
AUGUUUGGAUCAAUUCUUGCUGCUGCGGCUCUCUUUGGACUGGCUGUAGGCCAGAAGAUUACUCUUCAAGCCGAGGAUGCUACGCUCUCUGGUACCACGGUUGGCUCUUCCGUCGCGGGAUUUACAGGAACUGGAUAUGUAGAAGGCUUCUCGGAUGCCACGGACAAAGUCACUUUCAACAUCACCAGUCAAACCGGGGGUCUGCACGACCUCGAGUUGAUCUACAACGGACCCUACGGCGACAAGUUCACCAACAUUGUCUUCAACAAUGCAGGCGGCAGCCAAGUCAGUCUCCCCGCGACCACGAAAUGGACAACGGUACCGGCCGGCCAGGUGCUGCUCAAAGCAGGCAUAAACACAGUUGAGAUCCAGAGUAACUGGGGUUGGUACCUCAUCGACGCCAUCACGCUUACGCCCACUGCCCAGCGACCUCCCCACAACAUCACCACAACGCCCGUAAACCCCAAAGCAAACGCCGACGCCAAAGCGCUGCUCAAAUACCUCGUCAGCAUCUACGGCAAGAAAAUACUCUCAGGCCAACAAGACCAAGCAUCUUUCGACUGGGUAACCACCAACGUCGGCAAGACACCCGCCGUCCUCGGCCUCGACCUAAUGGACUACACCGACUCACGCACCUCUCGCGGCGCCUCGUCCAAAGACAUUGACCACGCCCUCGCCUUUGCCAAAAAGGGCGGCAUCGUAACCUUUGUCUGGCACUGGGGCGCCCCGACCGGCCUCUACGACACAACCGAGCAACCAUGGUGGUCGGGCUUCUACACACGCGCGACCGAUUUCGACCUAUCCAGCGCGCUAGCCGACACCAACAACGCCAACUACACGCUGCUCAUGCACGACAUCGAUACGGUGGCUUUGCAGCUCAAGAAGCUGCAAAGCGCGGGCAUCCCCGUGCUCUUCCGCCCGCUGCACGAAGCCGAAGGCGCAUGGUUCUGGUGGGGCGCCCGGGGCGCUGCGCCCGCAAAGAAGCUCUACCGCAUCCUGUACGAGCGGCUGACCAACGUGCACAACCUGCACAAUCUGCUCUGGGUCUGGAAUUCCGUCGCUCCAGACUGGUACCCCGGCGACGACGUCGUCGAUAUCGUGUCGGCGGAUACGUAUGCCCAGGGCGACCACGGGCCCCAGUCGGCCACGUACAAUGCCCUGCUGAAGCUGGGCGAGCGCCAGAAGAUUGUCGCCGCGACAGAGGUUGGGAGUGUCAUGGAGCCGGCGGAUUUGCAGGCGUAUCGUGCGGAUUGGGCCUGGUUUGUCGUUUGGGGGGGUGAGUAUAUUAGUGGUGGGGCGUGGAAUAGUGUCGAGUUGUUGAAGAGGAUUUAUAGUGAUGCCUAUGUUUUGACGUUGGAUGAGAUUCAGGGGUGGAGGAAACAAGUAAGGUAGAUUGGGAGUGUCUGUUCUCUUUUUUUGGGGGUGGGGAUUUAUAUGUUAUGUUAGAUUGAUGGUGGUUGGUGGUGAUGGAAGGUUGUGGUUGGAAAUGGGAGGAAUAUGGGCGGAGAGCGCUAGACUAGAUGAGGAAGGAAAUACCUUUUUACAUGUU